Messenger RNA from Cricetulus griseus (Chinese hamster), 469 nucleotides. The record is from RefSeq and is a predicted model, not a curated record. NCBI's taxonomy places the organism in Eukaryota, Metazoa, Chordata, Mammalia, Rodentia, Cricetidae.
GUGCUGUGUAAUGGACCAGGAACAUGUGUUCCCAUCUGUGUGUCUGCCCUGCUCCUUGGGAUACUUGGAAUAAAGAAAGUGAUCAUUGUCUACGUUGAGAGCAUCUGCCGAGUGGAAACUUUAUCCCUGUCUGGGAAGAUUCUCUUCCACCUCUCUGAUUACUUCAUUGUGCAGUGGCCGGCUCUCAAGGAGAAGUACCCCAAAUCUGUGUACCUUGGGCGAAUUGUUUGACAAAUGGCAACUUCAGAGUCUUGAGAAUUUUACAAUUACCAAUAAUGUUUACUAUAAUAUCUGUCUUUAUUGUAAAGUUUUCCAAAAGCCCAAAGAAUUAUCAAUGGUGAAGAGUUUAAAGUGUUCGGAUAAUGCAAUGAAGAAAGAAAGACAACCAUUAGCACAGAGUGCCCAUCGAAUCUGCACACUAACAUAUUUUUCUAAAUAAAAGUAUGUAACACUGCAGGUUUUCUUUUGA